Hymenoscyphus albidus is the source of this 1197-nucleotide messenger RNA. NCBI's taxonomy places the organism in Eukaryota, Fungi, Ascomycota, Leotiomycetes, Helotiales, Helotiaceae. The record is from the annotation of a GenBank genome assembly.
CGUCAAACGCCUUUCGCAAGAAACUCAUGAUACCUCAAACUCUAGCCAGUACUACACCGGUUACAUUGUUCCAUUGCCCGCCGUUAUCACAUUCCACCAUCCGCGUUUCAUUGGCCCAUCCGAUCAUCCCUUUGGGACCUUUGGGAGUUAAAACACUUGAUAUCUGCUGCCUUCUGGUACUCUUGAUAAAAUUAUUGAGAACAUCCGAAGAGAUGUCUUCAUCUAAUGGACUAUCAAAAGAUGCGUCUUCGGACGCAGCGGCGAGUGAAGCAGACUUAGCAAAGGUACGUCUUGGUGACCAUCGUCUCAAUGAAAUGAAAAUGCUACCUGGGCUUUGCUGAUUCCAUCAGGCCAUGGCCGAGAUAUUGCAGUAAGUGCUCUCAUAUUGCACCCAUUCUCUGUCUUGGGUAUCAACUCGGGUCGCAAUGCAACUCUUCAACCCAUUUAACUUCCCAAUUGCUCUUACCUCUCUGGUUGUCCAAGCAAACGCAAUUGUGAUUGCUCUCAACCACUGAACCUUCCGUUUAUCUCAUGCAAUCAAAGCGAACACAACGGGAAAUACUCAAAACUAUUCUACUUACAAUCUUUCUGUGUUCUAGGGGCGAAAAGACUGCAGCCGCUCUUGAAUCCAAUCUCGACAACCUGGAAAAGAAAAUUGAUGAUUUGCUGGCUAGUUUCGAGGAAUCAGAACACCUAAAGGUCGAAGAAGCAAACUCAAAACGUUCUGCUCCGUCCGGGAGUGAUUCCAAAUCCCCUGAUCAUGGUGGUACUAUCAAAGACCCAAAAGCUUGAAGCGAGACUUCUUGAUGAAAUGAAAGUACAUUAAGGAUGUUGGAAGCUCUUCACGGUAAAAGAUACGACGGAACGGUUCAUCAAGUUCGUGCGGUAUAUUGCUCACUACCGGCGACUCGAACCCCUUUCUUGUUGGGUUACAAGGAAAUUUUGGUUAUUCGGAUCUCUCUUCUGGCCGAUGAUGGGGUGGGGGUGAAGGUGGGAGAGAGAAAAGGGCACAUUUCGCUACUAACAAAGCAAUUCUAGGCGGACCCCAGAAACUGCAAUUUCAUAGCACUUCAAUGAGUAUCAAGUACUGCAUAUUGGAACUAUCAACUCAAUCAUACGAUACUAUCAUUGCGCACACUUUAUUGAUCUGAACAAGUUGUUCCCAAAUUUAUUUCUACUCUGUGUUCAUGAUUCCAG